AUGGCCUUCACUCGUCUCAUCCUGCUGCACACUCUGCUUGGGCAGAUAGACUCACAGGCUGAUGUGGUGAGUGUGAGUCCAGGCACACAAUACACUGCAACAGUCACAGUAUCCUCGUCUUCAGUCAUCAGCCCUGGAGUCAGCCGCAUGAUCAAUACCAAUGAGAGCGUCCCUGGUCCACCUUCAAGUCUUGAAGGAGAGGCUGUUGGUUCUAACGGUAUCCUGCUCUCCUGGACGAUGCCAUCUGAUGCGAAAAAUAUCGACGGAUAUGUCAUCAGGUACAAGGAGGUGUGUCCCUAUCCUGAUCCCACCUUCACACAGGUGACCAAGUACCUGGACAUACCAGAGACCCUGCUCACUGACUUCACCUCGGGUUCAACUUACCACAUUGAGGUAGCAGCCAUUUCUCCAGCUGGAAUCGGGGCCUUCAGCAAGUCUUUGUACAUAAAGACAGCUGAGUCCCCUCCUGGUUUGGUGACCAACUUGACAGCAUUCGCUCAAAACCACACCAACGUCAUGGUAACCUGGUUCCUACCACACCGCAUCAACGGCCUUAUCACAAAGUUUGCUGUCAAGGCUAAACACGCCCGUACUGGGCAGACGGUCCGUACAUUGGAGGUCAAUGCAGAGGACAUCAUGACCGGAGCACUUCCACACUGCAACGAUGCAGCAGACAUCCUUUCCCGUGCAACUCCCAGUCCCUUUGAGAUAACAGCGCCAUCAUCCCCCAUCACCCACUCAGCUGUACCCCCUGCAGCCUCCUGGAGUGUCCCCAUAUCAGUGGGAGUCGACCAGCUACGACCUUACACUGCGUAUCUCUUCGAGGUGUCUGCCUUCACCUCUGACGGAGAGGGACAGAUAGCCUCCACUAUGGUUCGCAUGCCAGAAUCAGCCCCAGAAGACCCGCCACAAAACUUGAAUAUAUUGACUAUGACAUCCAGAUCAAUCUCUGUGUCCUGGAGCUCUCCCAGCAUCAUUACAGGGAAAUUUAGCUACAUGCUCUACCUUUAUGGACCUACAGGAUAUUUGUAUGAAAACAGCACAGGAGACAUGCAGUUUUCUUUUACUGGUUUGACCCCCUACACAAGCUAUACGGUGGCUGUCCGAGCAAAAGCUGCUGGAGAGGUGGGUCCAGCAGCUGAGCAGGAUGUAAUUACACCCCCUGAAGCACCAAGUGCGGUGCAGGAGUUGAAGGCGGUGGCUGAGGAUUCAGUUUCUAUCCGUGUGAGUUGGAAAAGCCCUGCCGAGCCCAACGGUCGCAUCACCCAGUACAAAUUGCAGGUGCUGGCUGAGGAGGUCCUGCUGCAGGAUAUAACCCUCACCUCAGAAAUGAACGCAACUGGUAUGUAUGAGGAUGAUACCCAACCUCCUGAUGUCCCGAACAAUGCAAGGCGUAAGAGGAACGCCGAGCUCAGUGAGAUGACGUCCGCGCCGACUUUUACAGCAACUCUUUCAGCUCGCAGAUUGCCCACCGCGGUUACUGCUUCCGCUUUCACACGUUUCUGGCUAAGAAGCGCCGACCACAUUACUAACACUGAAGAUCAACCAGCUGCUGACUCCAUGAUCUCUGAUGAUUCCAGCAUCACUUCAGUCACUUCUUUAGCCGCUAACAGCGAAGAUAUUCAAUCUACCGUAGUGACUGCUGCAUUUUCUUUUACAUCUGUGCCACCUGCUUCACUUCCACCCUGGCUUACAAAGCAAUCAAAUUCUCAGGAUAUGACCUCAGACUCCUCACAAUUGGCUCUGACCCCGGGCCAGCUCCGCAUAUCCACACAUGAUGCAUCCAUAACAGGACACUUUUCAACACGCAUUGCAGCAGCCUCUGGUAGCACAGGCGUGACAGUGAGAGAGGAGGUGAUGGACGUUCUGUCUGAGGAGCUGUCUUACCUGGUGGCAGAUCUGAAUCCCUUCACUGAGUACACAUUCAGGGUCACUGCGUCUACCACUGUGGGAGAAGGUCCUGCGAGGGACAUUACUGAGAAGACAAGGGAGCAGGUCCCUAGCUCGGUGCUGGAAGUGUCUUAUCAAAACAUCAGCUCCACAUCCAUACUAGUGACCUGGGUGCCACCUCUUAACCCCAAUGGGCUGAUCACACAUUACGCUGUCUAUGGCCUCAACCUGCGCAGUAAUCAAGCCCUGCAGUGGGUUUCUGACACCACCAGCAUACUGAUAACAGAUCUGGACAAAUAUACUGGUUAUAAGCUACGUGUAGCUGCGUCUACAGCUGUCGGAGAGAGCUCUCUGUCUGAGGAAGACGACAUCUUUGUUUACACCUUAGAGGAUGAGCCCGACUCCCCUCCCGUGGACCUCAUGGUGGAUGACACCAGCCCCUCCACCGCUACAUUGACCUGGUCCUCACCUGAGAAAGCCAACGGAGUGAUCCAAUAUUAUGAGGUCACGUAUGAGAACGAGUCCUACUCCGCGUUGAUGAACACGACCUCUAACACGGUCACUCUGAUCGACCUGAAGCCGUUCUCACACUACAACGUAUCUGUGAGGGCGUACACGCGCUACGGCCACGGCAACCAGACAUCAGAAAUGUUAUACCUGCUGUCCGGAGAGGACGUCCCCGGCAGUCCUCCUUAUGGUGUGGCUUACGAGUCGGUCAGUCCCAGCGAGGUGAACAUAACCUGGCAGCCCCCUCUGCUACCUAACGGAGUGAUUACCCACUACAGCCUGGAGCUUUGGAAUUCAAGUCACUACUUGAACUUCACCUCACACAACAGCCUCCACAUCACACACCUGAGGAAGUACGCACACUACCGCGUCGCGGUGCAAACGCACACACGUGUCGGGCCCGGGAACUACAGCAGCGCGCUCAACAUCACCACACUGGAGGAUGCUCCAGACACGCCACCUCAGUUCCUCCGGGCCACAAAGUUGUCAGACUAUGAGGUAGAAUUGUCAUGGCAACCGCCACCUGAAGCCAAUUCAAAAGUACUCUACUACAUUGUCAGAGUUUGGAAUGAAACAACUGAGCUGUGGCAGAAUGUAACUCAGACAUCUGUGGUUAUAAACGUAGACUCACAGAGCCUCUACAACGCCUCUGUGUCCAGCUGGACCAGGCUAGGAGACGGAGGGGUACUGAUCUACAUCAGCUUUACCACCACUGACGCAGAACCAUUUGACCCCCCGCAGAAUGUGACUUUUGUAAAUGUGACCGCCUCCUCCGUCACCUUGCUGUGGCAUCCACCCACUGAACCCAAUGGCAUCGUUGUACUUUACACUAUUUUCUACUCUGAUAACAACACUGUGAAUAUGCAGAGAGUUCCUGUUUCCACAUUACCUGCCCCGGCCUCUCCUGGUUCAGCCCUCUCCUACACUCUGACCCGGCUGGUUGGGGGCACAAACUACUCCCUGUGGAUGACCUCCAGCACCGUGCAGGGGGACGGAGGGGUCCGGAGUGAUCCGAUAAUCAUCUUCUUACCGGAGGACGUGCCAAGCGACUCGGUCAAAAAUCUGUCGGCUCAGAUCUUCAGCUCCACAGCCAUCAUCGUCAGCUGGGACCCUCCCCUUGAGCCCAAUGGCCGUCCCUACUACCUGCUCACCUUACAGGAGGCCGGCAUCAUCCCAAACGUAUCCGUCCAAGGGGCCCCGGCUGUCAACAAGACCAUCAAGCAUACCACGACUGACACUGUCUUCCUAUUCACCAGACUCAGGAAGUAUUUCCCUUAUGUGUUCACUGUUACCCCUGCAACUGGUGCUGGCCCUGCCUACAACCAUAUCAGCACAAUGGACCUGAGAACAGACGAUGAUAUUCCUAGUUCUGCUCCAUUGCUGGUAUCCACCAGGAAUCUGUCAUCCUCCUCUAUCAGAGUGGUCUGGAAGCGCCCUCUGGAGGCCAACGGCGAGAUAACUGAGUAUACCCUCACUCUCAUUGGCCCAGGAGGAUCCAACACAACCCAAACCCCCAGCACCAUGUCCAUUCUUACCGACCUACUGCCAUACACCGCUUAUAAUCUCACUAUCACUGCUGCAACUCGCAAAGGCUCAGGGCCUAACCUGCUGCUGCAGCUGCACACUGAUGAAGGAGGCCCCAUGUCCCCUCCUCGUAACCUGACUAUUUACAACCACACUGCCGUCUCUGUGUGGCUGAGCUGGGAGCUGCCCCUGGAGCCCAAUGGAGUGGUGAUACAGUACGGCUUCAGGAUCCGAGACCUCAUCACACACACUGUCACACACAGGAAUUCCUCAGGUCCUUCAACAACAGAGUAUCUAUCAGGCUUCAGGCCUCAUAGCUCCUAUGAGAUCAGUGUUUACAGUUACACCAGGGUGGGCCAUGGGAAUCAGUUCAGCAGCCCGGUGACCUUCAAAACUAAUGAGUCAGUGUCUGACGCUGUGGGUAACCUGUCUUGCUCCGGUGUCAGCUGGGAUUCAGUUCAGCUGUCUUGGGAACCUCCAGCCAAACCUAAUGGGCAGAUUCUUUUUUAUGAGAUUCUUCUGGAGGUAGACUCACAGUCCUACACACACCAGGCUCCCAUACCAGAGUACACCGUGAUGGGGCUUUUGCCAGACCAGGAGUAUGCACUCACAGUGACUGCAGUGAACUCUGCCGGACCUGGAGACAGUGUAAACUGUACUGCCGCCACUCUUUCUGAAUCAGCCCCUGCUGCCCCUCGCUUCCUCACCGUCUCUCAGAUCACAACAAACAAUGUGACACUUUGGUGGGCGCCGCCGCUCUCUAUUCCAGGCCUGCUGAAAGAGUACCACAUCAUUGCACAGCUGCUU
Messenger RNA from Labrus bergylta (ballan wrasse), 4728 nucleotides. NCBI's taxonomy places the organism in Eukaryota, Metazoa, Chordata, Actinopteri, Labriformes, Labridae. The record is from RefSeq and is a predicted model, not a curated record.